Molecule: messenger RNA, 2991 nt
Organism: Sebastes umbrosus (honeycomb rockfish)
Lineage: Eukaryota; Metazoa; Chordata; Actinopteri; Perciformes; Sebastidae
Gene: acd
Product: ACD shelterin complex subunit and telomerase recruitment factor
Exons: 2
Coding region: 391-2232 (613 amino acids)
Biological process (GO): telomere maintenance via telomerase; telomere capping
Cellular component (GO): chromosome, telomeric region; telomerase holoenzyme complex; shelterin complex
Molecular function (GO): telomeric repeat DNA binding
Source: RefSeq, a predicted model, not a curated record
GAAACGGCGUGCAGAUAAACAGCGUCCAAAUACUCUUCAGGCAACCUGUGUGCACAACAGAUCUGCGGAUAAAUUACUUGUGCAAACUGAUAUCAGUUAGGUGAUAUGAAUGUCUUUGUAUAACAUGUUUUUGUAAACUAAGAUAAAUUCAAAUCUAUCGCUGGUUCGCUGUCUAGAUUUUGAAAUGGGUAUACAAAGUGAGAAGAAAGAACAAAGCGGAACGGGGCCAUAAAACCAAACUGACAGCACAAGGCCAUCAAGUAUCGGAGUAGACCACCAAACAGUACUUCCGGUCUCCCACGGUGAUGCUGUGAUGGAGGAACCAAUGAGCAUCGUCCGUGUUUGCCUGUCGGAACAAUAACUGAGGACUCCCAGUGUGAAACUACCAACAUGCCUCGACCUGUUCGGGGCGCUCUGUCACCAUGGAUACAGAGUCUCAUCCUGAGCUAUGGCAGUGAGGAUGAGAGCAGCAGAGGCUGGCUGAGGGCCCAUGUCAUCGGGGUGGGUCAGAUGUCUCAGUCCCAGGUUCAGGUUCAGGUUCAGGCUCAGACCCAGGCUCAGGGCUCCGAGGGCCCCACAGGGCUGCUCUACCUGUCUGAUGGGGUGCUCCAGAUCCCUGCCAUCCUCACCUCAUCAGCCUGGGAGCAUCUCCAGGAGCAGGAGGACCGCGAGUGUUUCACCAGCCUGGUCAACACCACGGUGUGCAUCCAGGACUACCGGCUGCAGUUCCACAUGGCCCAAGAACAGACUAAAUGCAGAUUCAUCAUAUCGGUUGGAGAGCUUGCCACGAUUGCAGUCGGUCCAGUUAAAGACAGCACCCCUUGCAGCACCACAUUGCCCUCCGUCAGGCUGAAGAUCUGCAAGACGUGGCGGGCCCUGCUGGGUCAGGAGGAGACGCAGGACUCUCAGAAGAGCCAGUGUGGGUUUGAUCUGUCAGAGCUGCUGGGGGAGUGGCGACAUGACUGUCUGCAGGCCGUGCUGGAGGAUGUUCGGAAGAAGCUGAUGAUGGUAGCGAGCAACCGCCCCGUGAGCCCGCAGCCCUCCACCUCCACUUGCAACCCAUCAUCUUUGACCCACCCAGACACAUUCACAGCCACAAGCUGGGGUGUUGACAGGGUCAGAUAUAAGGGAACGAAACGUUUCAGUGUCCCCAUAAAGUGUCUCCUCAUCCCAGAGGAAGAUGCUCAGCGGCUGCAAACACCACGGAAUGUUGGAUGCGGACCAACAAGUGGAUUUUCUGCUACCUCUGAGGACGGAAAGAGAGAUUUGCCUCAAGUCUGCAAACCUUCAGAGACCACGUGGCCUUCUGAUGAUGAUGCAGAGUGGCGAAUAGGCGAGCCGGCAGUCGUAGAGAGAGAUCGAGACGCUGACGAUAGUUCACCUCGUCCUGUGGAGGACUGCGUGCUACACGAGGGCUUGAUUGCAGCGAUGAUCGACAGCGACAUCAGGCCUUUAUCUAACCCGUGGGAUAUGUUUCCUCCACCAUCAUCCUCCGAUGCAUCCCCAGAAGCAACACCAACCCAUUCACUGCACAAUCCCACUGCUACUGAAUUCAAGUCUGAUCAUUCAGUGAUCUUGACCAGCACGCAACUUCCUGUCGACAGCUCGAAGGAAUCCCACCAGACGUCAGAGCACAGCAAAGGAGAGCACAGUUUCCUCCCACCAUACCAGGAACUGCCACACUCAACUGGUUCUUCAACUUCUGUGAGUCCACCAGAGCCCUUCACCAGACCGUCAAACCUGUCUGCGACAGACGAACACCACGCCGACACAGCGCAGCAAAAUCUUCCAGCUUUAGAGCAGAUUUUGGAAAAACACACGGAGGAGACUAUUGAGAGAAAAUGUAGAAAGGCAAAGAGAAAGAGAAGUGAGCCCACACCAGAAGUACUAGUGGAGGAUGAGGAGGAAGAAGCUCAGAUCAGUGGGAGCCCUCCAUCUUGGCUCUUUGACACUCAGACAAGCUCCAAGGCCGAAGAGGGCUACAGUCCCCAGCAGGGUCAAACUGUCUCAGGAAAGAGACCCACCGUUCACAGCGAUGGCAGGCUGUUCUCUUACUCUUACCAAGUGUCUGGACAGAAUCUGCAGGAUCUCAGUCGGUUCAAAGUGGCAGAGUCCUUGCUGCACUGGGCGGUGAAAUAUCUUGUUGUUCCAAAGCAGACAGAUAAUCCACACAACACAUCAGUAACCUCCAAUCAAACGUCAUCUGACGGCACCAACAUCACUUCACUUUAGGUUAAAGACAGUUUAUCUGAUCUGAUCUUGUUUCAGUUGUUGUUUUCAGAUUGUUGGUUAUUACAAUGUCCUUUGACAUAGUGUUGACUCAUGCUAGUGUUCCAGAGCAACUCUCUGUAGUUGAGUCUAUUUUGUACGGUAUGUCUGAAGCACUGAGUAAAAAAAUAAAUAUUUUGUAAAAGAAAAAUACUGGUACAUGUUUACUGUGAAACAUUUUAAGCUUGUCCAGCGUGAAUACAAAAAGCAGAAAUUCCUUUGCUGUCUUAACUAAACUAGAAUAUAAAAAAACAAAACAUAACUCAAUUUUUUUCUGGGGCUUUCAGACGCAUCUUUCAUUGUUUCUUAGCAGAUAUUUACUGAGCUGAAAACUAGAACUAUUUGUUGAAAGUUUGAUGAGCUGUUCACUGAACUUGAGAAAAAAUAUGAAUGCUGCAUUUAUACAUUUUGGCAACUUUGGGGUAUAACAUCAAAAGGCCACAUCAUGGCCUUAUUAAGUUACUAUGGGGAAUUUAAUAGCAAACAGUUGCCUAUUUACACAAUCAGCUAGUUACUAACUGUCUGCUGUUUGGUGUUUGGCAGAUAGUGUACCGGGAGUUUAUCAUUUGAUCCAUUGUUAACAAAAACGAUUGAUUAGUGCAGCUUUAAAGUUAUUAAAAUGGUCAAGGGACUGAAGUGGAUACUAACCAUCAUCUCAUAUCAGAGCAAACAACUGUGACUUAUAUUAAAAGGCACUUGUAUAAAACCACAACACGUUUCCAU